UAUAAUUAUGAAAUCAAUGUAUCAGGUUUCAGAACAAGUACCAUCGCAGGUGUCAACCAUAGUUUCUAACUAUUUAUCCAGAAAGAGUCUCUAGUAAAAGACAUUGGGCUAUAUAAAAAGGCCUCUCGUAAACCGAACAAUCUCGAAACCAUUCAGAUACGCACAAAUUGAAUACUUGUAACUAUGCGAUUCCUAUGUUUGCACGGCAUCGGUACUGGGAAGGCCAUUCUCGAAGCCCAAUUGUUCAUGAUCAGGCGUCAACUUCCAGGUCAUGAAUUCGUCUUUUUUCAGGGAGAAAUAGAGACUCCGCCUGCGCCAGGAGUCGAAAUGUUCUUUCCGGGACCAUAUUAUUCCUAUUUUACCGUUCCUUCUCCAGAUGCCGUACUGGCAGCGAUUGACCACUUGGAAGACUUCAUCGACACGCAAGGUCCCUUCGAUGGAAUUCUAGGAUUCUCACAAGGAGCUGCACUUGCAGCCUCGUUCCUUCUACACGACUCCACCCGCCAGCAUCCCAGAGAUGACUUUCGAUGUGCCGUGUUUUUUUGCGCAAUUCAAUGUUGGGAUCUAGACAGCCCAGGAUUUACACUAUCACAUGACGGAAAGUGUCGAUCACUUGGAGGGCCAUCAAAAGCCUCAAAAGUGGUGUGCUCCACAGAUGAUAUUACAAGUGUUUUUGGAGCUGCAUACCAUCCACUACUCAAGGGUAACUGGGAUUCAGAAACAGAGCUACUAUGGCCCUUUGGAAGGUCUCCUUUGCGUUGGAAUCCCUUGGGUUGCAUCGAUAUUCCUUCCUUGCACGUCAUUGGCUCCAAGGAUACAUACAGGGGUGAAUCCACUAUUCUGACGACGUUCUGCACCGCGACCAAUGCUCACAUUGUGGAGACAAAUGGCGGGCAUGAGAUUUCCCGCGACCCCGCUAUGGUGCGCAAGGUGUCAAAUUUCCUGCAGACUGCCCCAAGCUUGAUGUGA
Messenger RNA from Botrytis deweyae, 969 nucleotides. RefSeq lists its product as uncharacterized. Bases 184 to 969 code for a protein of 261 amino acids. Lineage: Eukaryota; Fungi; Ascomycota; Leotiomycetes; Helotiales; Sclerotiniaceae. The record is from RefSeq and is a predicted model, not a curated record. Gene Ontology annotation, cellular component: nucleus; cytoplasm. The transcript is spliced from 2 exons.